CCAAACCCAAAUAAAAUUGUAGGGGCAAAAACUUAAAAAAAUAACAUAAAGAAAAGAAGAAGAAGAAAUCUCCAUUGCAGGACAAACAAGAUGAAGAGGCAGCAGGAAGCAGGAGAAAACACGAAGACGGCGACGGCAAUGAUUCCCAUGCACAGCCAAGUGAGAAAGAUCCGACAAGAAAUCGAGAAAGUCAAACGACCGUCGUUGGAUCGGGUGACGGCGACGAGGCCCCAUGUUUUCCGGGAAGAUAUGACUGCCUCCGGCGGCGGCCGCCAGCAGCGGUCGAGAUCUCCUCUUGGGUUGGCUCAAAGGCCGGUAGCCGUUGGUAUUAACUGCUCACUAGAUAUAUACUAAGUAGAUCGAACAAGACAGUUUGUUCUUUGUAGUUAUAUUUAUCGACUUCGACCGCUAAUCAUUCUUAUUAUAAUAUGAAUAAUCAGCGGUCGAAUUUGAUGAAGACGAGUUCGAACUGUCACUUUUAAUAUGACAGAGCGGGUGUUGUAAUUAUUUCGUCUUUAAUUAAUUACGUGUAUAUAUGUUUAAGAAAACACUUGCAAUAACUCAAUAAUAAGACUCCAUGUUU
Cuscuta campestris is the source of this 583-nucleotide messenger RNA. Lineage: Eukaryota; Viridiplantae; Streptophyta; Magnoliopsida; Solanales; Convolvulaceae. The record is from the annotation of a GenBank genome assembly.